CACGGCGAACGAACGUGCCGCGGCAAGCCGGCAACCCAGCCCCCCGCUUGCGGAACGCCACAGCUCCCCCCCUCCGCUUUGGCUUCGCGGCGCCCACACGGCGACGCCUCGGAUUCGCACCCUGCGACCCGGCGCACACGUCACACCAACCGGCGCGGCACGCCACGCCGGCCGCGCGAGGCGAUGCCCGGCCGGAUCGCGGCGUGCUUCCGCUGCGCCGCGGCGGCGGCGCCGUCCUCGGGCGCCGGCGCGGCGGGGCCCAGCCUCGCGACCUCCGUCUACGAGACCCACCUCGGCCUCGUCGCGCUCUCCUGGUCCCGCACCUCGCUCGGCCUCUCCCUCCGCGCCGUGCUCCGCCUGUCGCCGCUGCCCCACUCCGCGCCCGGCUCCUCCUCCUCGGCGUCCGGGGCGGGCUACCUCGACGACGACGCGGACGAGGAGGAGGCCACCCUCGCCUUCCGCGCCCGCCCCUGGCUCCUCUGGCGCCGGCGCGGGACCCGCCGGUUCCGCGCCGGGGACCGCCUCGUCGACCUCGCCUGGGACCUCUCGCGCGCGCGGUUCCCGGGCUCCGGGUCCCCCGAGCCCUCCUCGGGCUUCUUCGUCGCCGUGGUCGUCGACGGCGAGAUGGUCCUCGCGGCCGGGGACCUGCCCGACGCCGCGUACCGGAGGACCCGCGCCCGGCGCCCGCCUGGUAGCCGGCGCCCCGUCCUCCUCUCCAGGCGGGAGCACGUCUCGCUGCGCGACGCCGGCGCCGGCCGCGGCCGCAGCCACACGACCUGGGUGACCGUCCAGGGCAAGGAGCGGGAGAUCUCCGUGGAUCUCGUGGCCCGCGGCCGCGGCAGGGACAACGGCGCCGCCAGCAGGGACAAGGACAAGGACAAGGAGCGGGCGGACGUCGGCAUGUCGGUCUCCGUCGACGGCGAGCGCGUGCUCCACGUCCGGCGGCUGCGCUGGAAAUUCCGCGGCAGCGAGCGGGUCGACCUCGGCGGCGGCGGCGGCGUCCAGGUCUCCUGGGACCUCCACAACUGGCUCUUCCCCCCGCGCGAUCCGCCCCCCGCGGACGCCUCGGCGCACGCCCACGCCCACGCCCACGCGGUGCUCGUCUUCCGGUUCGACCUCGCCAGCGGCGGCGGCGGCGGCGACGAGGAGCGCGACGCCGAUUUGGGGCAGGACCCCUCCCCCGACAAGGCCGCGAGGCGGAACACGGGCGUCUGGGGAGGGUACCUCGCGCGGUGGGGGCAGCGGGACUGGAGCGAGGCGGGCAGCAACGGGGAGCGGAGGAAGGGGCGAGUGCGGAGGCUCGCCAAGGAGAGCUCGUCUUCGUCGGCGUCCGUGGCGUCCUCGACGGCGUCGUGGGCCAGCGGCUCCACGGUGAUGGACUGGGCCAGCCCCGAGGAGGCCGAGAUGCAGCGCGGCGACGGGUUCUCGCUGCUGAUCUACGCCUGGAAGAGCUAACACCACCGCCGCCGGCGCGCGCGGCAUGGCUCGGAUCGGCGCAUUCGUCAUCUCCGGAUUGUUGUAGGUUGCAAUGUUCCUGUGCAGUUAGAAGAUUGAGUUGAGCUUGCAUUACGGUAGCGCCAUUACUAAGUGAGGUGAGCAGCUAGUGUUGAAUUUUUUCCCCAUUACUAGUAAAAUUCGCAUCUCCUGAUAGAUUAGUGGAUCAGAUUUAGGACAUUUUGAACAGAUUGCAGUCAGUUUUUUUACCUUAAAUUAUCCAACGACAGCUGCCCCAGCAUCUUGUUUUGUGCCCGUAUUGUGUAUCUCAUGUGUCACAUACUACCUGCUGAAAAAGCGAAUCUAAUCUAGUAGUAUCAAUCAA
Panicum virgatum (switchgrass) is the source of this 1819-nucleotide messenger RNA. RefSeq lists its product as uncharacterized. The coding region runs from base 184 to 1455 and encodes 423 amino acids. The transcript has a single exon. The record is from RefSeq and is a predicted model, not a curated record. NCBI's taxonomy places the organism in Eukaryota, Viridiplantae, Streptophyta, Magnoliopsida, Poales, Poaceae.